Molecule: messenger RNA, 2504 nt
Organism: Pogona vitticeps (central bearded dragon)
Lineage: Eukaryota; Metazoa; Chordata; Lepidosauria; Squamata; Agamidae
Source: RefSeq, a predicted model, not a curated record
UGUCUUCCUGAAGAAAGAAGUUGUUUCUGGGGCCUUAAUUUAGUCAGAUGAGCGGAGUCUUCUUUGGAGGAAAAGCAGACCUACUGUUCCUGGAAUGUGUUCCCUCAUCUUUACAGGCAUCGCCCUGCUGUGCGUCCUUGUACCUCCGCAAGUGACGUCGGUACCGUUUCCUUCAGGUGUAGCGCGGACCGAAUGCAGAGGCCGCUACUUUUGGAUAUGGAUGAACAAGGCCGCCUUGGGACAGAACACCUGGAGCUACAGUGUCCUCAAUGAGCUUGGCCAGCGAAUUCGAGUGACAGAGCAGAUCGCCACCCAGUGCGGCUUCACCACGACCACCGAUUUGUAUGGCAAUCCGGAGAUCCGAGUGUCUUUCCUUGCUUGUUCAGUUCGUAACCUGUUCGAUCAGGAUUUCAGCCUCCAACUCCAAGUGGAAGUAACUCGCCCGGAUAGCUUGACAGCUGUUUACGAUGUCUCUAUGGACUGCCCUCUUGGUACCCCCUGGAGCCCUCGAGAAAUUGUCUGCGAGGAAAAUUACAUGGAGGUGUCCGUCCGACGUGCCGUUCCAGGAAUAGCAAGUGAGGUGCUAAAUGAAGAUUGGACCGCAGUGUGGCCAGUGGCCCAAGGAGCCAUGAACCAGGUGUGGCAAGUGGUUUUCCGCUUCCAGAAUGGCUCCCUGGAGAGUAUGAUGGCCACCCAAGCCCACGCCCUGGGCUACGGAGUCAACACCACUGCCACCCGUGUCCUCUUUCGCACCCCGUACAGCACUCAGCAGACUGAGGUCGUCAUGGUGCAAGGCUUAGAAGUGGAGGUGGCGCGAGCCACGGUCUUCUACAAACAGGCCUGGAUGAUCCUCAUGGUGGACACCGCGGUUGCCUGUCCUAUCAACCCAGCAGUUUUUACCACCACCACCCUCAGCUGGGUUGUCCCACGGAUCAUGCCCUCUCUGGUAGGCUUCCCACAUCUGUAUAAAGAUGAAGCCAUUGAGAUGGGCUUGGACGGGCUCCUGAUUGACAGGGCCACUGCUGUGAGGAAUGGAUACACGUUCCAAACCAAUGGCGUUGACUUCAUCAGCAUCACAGUGCCCAUCGGGGCGGCUGGGGGUCUCACAGAGAGUGACGUGAUCAACAACUACUAUGGCACAACGUACAGCAUCAAGCUUCUGUUGGACCGCAGGUGGCAAGGAGACGAGAGCGACCGCACUCGCCAUCGCAGCCUAAAACCCUUCCGCACACCCUUUGCUCCCCAGACGCUGGUGUUGAUCAACAACACCAUCCCAGAGAGAGGCUACUUUGACAUCAGCCUGGGCAACUUCCUUCCUGAUGUGGAACUGGUUGCCAUUGGCAUUGGCGGGAAGCCCUUAAGCCCGGAAGAGCUCAAGAGACGUGGCUUUCGCCUGGAGGAAGUUCCCAACCCCAACAACACCAGGGUCCUCAUUCUGCAGGUGCCUUUUGCUGACCCUCUGGUGGAACAGGAGUAUCUGUAUGCCAACAUCAGGAAGUACACCCUGCACCUCAAUUACACCCUGAAUCUGGUCCAAAAGGACAAGCCGUUCACCCAUCUUGCAGUCAUUGAGUGUGAUGUCCCAGAUGUUGUUCUACCAACCUUUGAAGGCUUCUGUGAUACAGGAAGGAUUGGUUUAGUGAUGAUCCGUGGGAAUCUGGACCGCUACUGGGUCCCCUACGUGGGCAACGUACGGCUGACAAACGAAUUCGUUGUCUCGCAGAACUACACCGUUCAGGACGAUGGCCACUAUUUCUACCUGUUCAUACCACUCUUGGCAGUUGGCUUGUCCUAUCAGGAUAUCUCUCUUCAAGGAGUGACGGCCCAGCUUGAUUUUAACUUGAGGGAUAACAAGACGCAGGCAAUCACGGUAGCAUUCCCUGUUGCCUGCAUCUUCCCCACUGGAAAACUGCUCGUGUGCUUUCCCAACGGAACCAUGACAGCCACAGUUCUCAGCCUGGACACCAAACCGAAUUUGGACCCCAGGAAAACUCACCUACGGGACCAGAACUGUGGUCCGGUCGCAGCCGAUGAAAGCCGAGCACUCUUCUCUUUUCCAGUAACUACGUGUGGUACCACGAGGAGGUUUGAAGGUGACUACAUGGUGUAUGAAAACGAAGUCUUCUUCAGAAGAGAGAUGGUUCCAGAAGCGAAUCCAGUCAUUACUAGAGACUCCCAGUAUAGGCUGUCUCUGCGCUGCCGUUAUCCGCUCAAUGAGACGCUCCGAGUAUGGGCCCGGAGACUGUUGGGGGAAAGGGGUACUCCUGCGCCCUAUGCCCUUGGUCUCGGAGCAUACCAGCAAAAGAGAUCUAUAGAUCAUCCGGUCAUUUCUCAGACGGUGGGGAACGCUCCAGGAGGAGCAACUCAGAAAAGUUGGCUCUGGUUUCCAGCCGCUGCCAUGGCACUCUCUCUGGCAUCUGCAGCAUUAGCCGUACAUCUACCUGUCAGAAUACCUGGCUGUCACAAGCAUUAAAAAAAAACAAUACAAAACAAACUUUGAAACA